UUUUUCGUGUUCGUUGCGUGCGUAUCGGUGAAGAUCGCGGGGAGUGCAGUUGCCGUCAACGUAGCAAUUCCCUUUUCUGCCCCAUCCAAGGGCUUAGCUGAAAGGGAGAAAGGGUAGCUUUCUUUGUGGUGGCUGCCACAACGGAACGACAGAAACGUACUUGCCUGUUUCUAGCCACCAUUUCCGGUACUGAGCUGACACACGAUGUCUUCGUUGCGCUACGAGAUGGACGACAGCAUUGAAAGCGGUCUGCAGCAGCAGUCAGCGUCGGGCAGCGGUCGCAAAAGUGCGCUGAAUGCAACGCCAGGCGAAGACCUGUUCAACAACAUGAUGGGGGCCGACUUUAGCAUAAGAAAGCGACGCGUUUGGGCCCCGGAAGAGGUUUCGCUCGCGUCCGAGGAUAUCGAUCUGCUGGACGAUGAUGACGAUUUGGAGGAGGAGGAAGACGAUGGGGUCGGCUGCCCGUUACCUUCGACACCGGAGGAUAAUCAGCUGCUCGAGGCAGAAAUGACCGAAGUGCUGAAGGCAGGCGUUCUCUCGGACGAAAUUGAUCUUGGCGCACUGGCGCACAAUGCGGCCGAACAGGCCGAAGAGUUCGUGCGCAAGGUGUGGGAAGCUUCGUGGAAGGUUUGCCACUUCAAAAACCUGCCGGCCUGGCUACAGGAUAACGAUUUCCUGCAUAAGGGCCACCGGCCACCGUUGCCUUCGUUCAGCGCUUGCUUCAAAUCCAUCUUUCGCAUACACACCGAAACCGGCAACAUAUGGACGCAUUUGCUGGGCUGUGUGAUGUUUAUCGGCGUCGCCGCGUACUUCUUAACGCGCCCAUCGUUCGAAAUUCAGCUGCAAGAGAAACUCAUCUUCCUUACCUUUUUCAUUGGCGCGAUCAUUUGUCUAGGAUUUUCGUUCGCCUUCCACACGCUGUGCUGUCACUCGGAAAUGGUUGGAAAGCUGUUUUCAAAGCUCGAUUACUGUGGUAUUGCCCUCCUCAUCAUGGGUUCGUUUGUUCCUUGGCUCUACUAUGGGUUCUAUUGCCACUAUAAGCACAAGCUGAUCUACCUGACCGUGGUGAUUGUGCUCGGAAUUACUUCGAUCAUUACAUCCCUGUGGGAUAAGUUUUCUCAACCAAAUCUGAGACCGCUCCGUGCUGGUGUAUUUAUGAGCUUUGGUCUUUCCGGCAUCAUCCCAGCCAUACAUUACGUGCUUAUGGAAGGAUGGUUUAGCAAAAUUUCCCAAGCAAGCCUGGGAUGGCUCAUACUGAUGGGACUGCUGUACAUUCUUGGCGCCCUUUUCUACGCCUUGCGCGUACCCGAAAGGUGGUUCCCGGGCAAGUGUGACAUUUGGUUCCAAUCGCACCAGAUAUUCCAUGUGCUUGUGCUGGUGGCUGCUUUUGUGCACUACCAUGGUAUCAGCGAAAUGGCAAUGUAUCGAGUAACGGUCGGUGAAUGCGAUAUUCCUCAUCAGCAUCCUGCUAUCAGCUUCUAAACGUGCAAACGCGGUAAGCGAAUGUGUGUACGGCCACCAUCUGAGCUGAUCUGAUUCCACAGAUCUGAUUCCAACCUCUACGGAUGAGCAUGUUUUACAUCACACUCAUACAAAUCAUAUUAACAUCUCAGUGAAGCAAUGAGCAGAUCACAGCGUGCGGAAUCGGAUUUUGCAAGACUUUUGGGAAAAAGGAAGGAAACACAACAGCAGCAGCAGCAGGAUAAUUUAUUGUAGCACUGUAUUUGGGCAGGGUAGAUGAUUUUAAACGCAAAUUUUGCCUUGAAAUAUGAGUAAUUUUUGUUUUCGCAUAAAGGUUAGUUUGCUAUACGAGAGUUUGUUUCGAAAUAUGAUUUUAGUACAUAUAAUUAAAGAAAAAAACUAACCCAGAAACAUGUUAUUAACUGCUACCAUUAAUGCUAAUCAACAACAACACUAGGUUUACGGUAGUAUGUCCCCGACUGGAUGAGCAACUUUAAGUAAGUGAUUCACAACCAAAACAUAGACUCUUUCAUCCAAACAAUGUUUAGGAACUUCCUGCCCGUCCGACGAAACACAAUUAGCUCCAGACGUAUCCACUCUUCAUUAACGGCAAGCGAAACACUUCUUUGUUUGCAUACGGAAUGCAUUGCAAUGGGACCCUAAUUGCGAGCAGCUGGGUGAUAAAUGUCGUCAGUGCUAAUCGAUUGUGGCAUGAUGAGUAUUAAUUUUCACACGCAUAGAUACAAAUAACACAUAGGACAAAAUUUUUGGGCGGGGUGCAUAUUGAGUAGACAGGCUUUCCACACAUUUAUCACGCGGAACUUACUUUAGCAAGCAAUUCAUACACCAUUCAGCAAACGGUAACAAAUGUAGCUAUUUGGUAAAAAAAUAUCAAAAAUGCUGCAAGAAAAUAAAACUGACGCGCGCAAGUCGACAAGCAGCGCAGAAGCUAACGAACAUUGGAAGGAUGACACACUUCCAUGAUACUUCCGUGCGUAAAGGGCUUCGCGCCGGGAAGACACAUUCUGUUUUGCAAUGUUGCUGUGUUGUUGGUUGUGUUCAUUGUUUGAAUACACAUAGGGGGAGCUACAAACAACAGGGUAGUGAGGUAAAAAAAAUCAAAUAAAUCUUGGGAAUAUGAGGAUUUCGCAUCAGGAUAGACGGGGAGGGAAACAUAAAUGUUUAAUCAUUAAGUAAGGGCUAAACCAAUUAUUACAAACACAAGGCACACGCAAACACACUACAUGGUAACACGACAAAAGUGUACGAAGUAUGGGAAAGUUAAAUACAAUUCAUGUGUACCGACAAAA
Molecule: messenger RNA, 2771 nt
Organism: Anopheles moucheti
Lineage: Eukaryota; Metazoa; Arthropoda; Insecta; Diptera; Culicidae
Gene: AdipoR
Product: adiponectin receptor protein
Exons: 5
Coding region: 205-1482 (425 amino acids)
Biological process (GO): adiponectin-activated signaling pathway
Cellular component (GO): plasma membrane
Molecular function (GO): signaling receptor activity
Source: RefSeq, a predicted model, not a curated record